AUGAAUGAUGGAGAUGAAGAGGCAGGGAUUGAUCGGCUUCCGAUUGAUUUAUUGGCCCACAUAUUUUCUCUAUUGACUUGCUUCAAAGAUUUGGCUCAGACAAGUAGCGUGUGUUGGAAAUGGAGGCAAGGCGUGAAGGAAUCACUGGGCACGAGUGAAAAAUUGAGUUUUGCUGGAUGGAAAAUGGACGACGAUUCAAUCAUGCGCCUGGUUAUGCUUGCUAAUGGGCUCAAGGACCUCGACAUAUCAAGGAGUAGAUGGGGUUGCCAAAUAACUGAUCAUGGUCUGUACCAGUUGUCUAUGGCGAAGUGUAUUUGCAACCUGUCAUCAGUAUCAAUAUGGGGUUCAACAGCAAUCACAGACAAAGGAGUUGUUCAAAUAGAAUGCACAAUCAUGAUUUCUAAAGCUAUUUCACUGCAACACCUGAAUAUUGGUGGUACAUUUAUCACGGAUGCAUCCCUGUUCGCAAUUGCAGAUAGUUGUCCUCAUCUCAAGACUAUUGUUAUGUGGGGCUGUCGUCAUGUAACGGAGAAUGGACUUCGUGCUCGUAAACAAAUGCCGCAAACUCGAGUCAAUCAAUGUGUGGGGUAUGGGGUUGCCUCUGGACUACUUCAUUGGUCUGCUUACAAUCAGUCCAGCUCUUCAAAUACAACCUAA
This is a messenger RNA of Fraxinus pennsylvanica, 657 nucleotides long. The record is from the annotation of a GenBank genome assembly. Lineage: Eukaryota; Viridiplantae; Streptophyta; Magnoliopsida; Lamiales; Oleaceae.